AUGGAAAGAAACAAUAACAAAGUGCGUGUGUUUUUCAAAAAAUUAUCACGAUUAUUUUGGGGCCCAGUUAUAAGGUUCAGAAAAUUUACAAGAAAGUGGAACAUGAACCUAAUAAAGAUUAUUAUAGCUGUCAGUGUAACGUUUGUUUUUAUAGCAUUUGUGGGUAGUUUAUUUAGAUUAAGAAGGAAUGUAAGGAAGCCGAUUAGUACGAUGUCACCAAGGGAGGCAUAUUGGCUUGGAACUCCUAUCAGUCACGUGGCUUUGGACGAGGUAUAUAAGGAAAUAAAUUCAAAUACUAAUCAUAAUAAUACACACAAUGAUUAUGUUAUAGAUGAUGAACAACAAGCACCAGUGGGAAUGGUUGAAACUUUCGGCUGCAAUAUACCAGUAGCCGUGAUCGAUUAUGAAAAGUAUAUUGUAAAUAGUACUAAAACCAAGAACGAUAUGUGUGGAGUUCGGGCCGUAUUUAUACGAAAACAUGACGACGAUAAAGUUAUAGCCCGAAUAAAAAUGCAAAUAAUGUCGAAAUAUGCCAUGAAUGGCGGCAAUAUUCAAUGCUGUUAUAGGUUUAUUGUAGACGCCAUACAUUAUCCACGUGAUCGUCCGAGAUUAAUGUUCAGUAACUGCACAUAUUUUCAAGAUACGACCAUAAUAACAUUACAGUCUGAUUUUAUCAAUGUGAUAUGUUCAGAAAUUAGUAUUAAUGGGACAAAACAAAUUAUCUAUGAUGACAUGUAUGCCUUUACCAAGAAAAUUAACUUUACAAAGGCAAAUCAAACUAAAUGCAACGAUCAAUACAACGUUCUUAUUCUGGGGAUGGAUUCGAUGUCACUACCUCGCAUCGUAAAGACGAUGCCUAGAACUGCUGCUUACUUGAAUGAUGACCACUGGCUGGGUUUUAGAGGAUACCAUAAGGUUGCAGAUAACUCGCUACCCAACAUAAUGGCUGCAUUAACUGGAAAAAAUAUGUCUUCAAUAAUACAAAAGUGUCACGGAUCCAUGGACGCCUGUAACCGGUACCUAAUUUGGAAGGCAUUUAAGAAUGAUGGUUACGUUACAGCUUACGGAGAAGACAAUUUAAAAAUCGCAAACACUUUCAUUAAAGACUAUGCAUUUCGAAGAGCACCUACCGAUCAUUACAUGCGCCCAUUUUUUCUUAAAGGAGAGAACAAUCGCAGAAACAAAACAUCUGUAUGUACAGGAAAAAUAUCUUCAGGGCAACAACUACUAGACUACGCUCUCGAUUUCGCCAACACUUACAAGAAGGAUUCUUUCUUCGGCUUUUUUUGGAUAAAUUCGUUUAGCUACGACGAAAAAAGUCGGCCAGAGGAGGCGGACAAGCUUAUAGAAAACUUCUUGAACCAGUUAUCAUACACAGGCAUUAUGGCAAACACUUUUAUAAUAUUUCUGAGCGAUCACGGUCUGCGUUUUGGAAAUCAUCGCCUUAAAAUGGAAGGUUUCUACGAUGAUCGUAUGCCAAUGCAUUUUAUGUGGGUUCCUUUUAUUUUUAAAGGCAAAAACUCUUAUGAAUUUCGUGCCCUGGCAAUAAACCAGCACCGAUUGUUUACACCAUAUGAUAUGUAUAGCACGCUCUUAGAUAUAAAGAGAAUAUCUUUAUGCAGUAAUUCUAGUGACCCAGCACCGGAAGGGUGUCGGAACUGCCACUCUUUAUUCUCAGAAAUUAGUAGCAACCGCACCUGCGAAGAUGCGGACAUUCAUAAAAAGUGGUGCACUUGCCACAAACUAUACCCCCUCGCCACAAACGAUCCGAUAGGCAUUAAGAGCGUAAACGUAGUGGUGGAUUACAUUAAAAGGAUGACAGUCACAAUAGCCACGCAAAGAUGCUGGAGUUGCAAAGUCCCUUCUUUAAAACAUAUUCACAGAAUACAUUUCUAUUAUAAUUUUAAUGCAGAUAAUUCUGAAAUAUAUUAUGUGAUUGCAAUUACUCUUACACCAGGUAACGCCACCUAUGAAGCGACUGUAAUGAAGAAGAAUGAUUAUAGUAUAGUUGGGCCACUUAGUUUUAUUUCUUACUACAAAGGAUUAGGGCAGUGCGCAUUAAAUCGUCAAGACCGUCUUUUUUGUGUAUGUCAAAAAACUGAAAAUUGUUAA
Molecule: messenger RNA, 2112 nt
Organism: Spodoptera littoralis (African cotton leafworm)
Lineage: Eukaryota; Metazoa; Arthropoda; Insecta; Lepidoptera; Noctuidae
Source: the annotation of a GenBank genome assembly